Molecule: messenger RNA, 825 nt
Organism: Prorocentrum cordatum
Lineage: Eukaryota; Dinophyceae; Prorocentrales; Prorocentraceae
Source: the annotation of a GenBank genome assembly
AUGGCCGCCGCAAAGGCUUUCGUCGUCCUCAUCUCCGCCGCCGCCGGACUCCAGGAGGGUGCGCCCGCUGCCGUCGGCGCGUCAGCUUCCGAGGGCCGGGAGCCCCUGGCGGCAAGAGCGCCUCUCGGGCGUCGGCGUGUGCGUGCGGCAGCCUCGAGAGAUCCGAGCGGGGAGCAGGGCCGGGAGAUCCUGCGGGGGAGCGAUGGCUAUCCCGCGCUCAAUUCCACGAACGCCACGGACAACUCCGUGACGAUCUCGGCGUGGUAUGGCCGCCUAGGCAACAACAUCAUUCAGAUCGUGAAUGCGAUCUUGUUCUGUCAGCAGGAGGGGUACUCGAAUCUCAUAUUGCCGCCUGGCAGAAGCAACAUCCAGAUAUUCGACCUCCCAGGGAAGAUCACCAUCGAUCACCGCACGCUCGGAAAUACGCUCAAAUGCGAUUGGAAUCAUCUCGCCGCGCACUAUUUCUUCGGUCGGUGCAUGGCGGUGAACAAGCGGCUGCUUCACCGGACGGUCAAGCAGUAUUUGAAGCCAUAUUUGACCAGCAGUAUUGCCACUGCGUGUCAGAAGGAGCGCGCCCGACCCUUCGGCGGGCUCACUGUUCACCUGCGCAGUGGAGACACUGCGAGGACGAUAGGGAGGACCUCGAGCGCCACGCAGACCGCCUACGCCUCCUGCAGCUUCUUCGACAAAGUUGUUGCGGACCACAGGUUCGAAGAGGUCCGCAUCAUCACGGAGCCAGACCAUUGGCAUCCGUGCAUAGGGGUGCUCAGAAGCCGACUGGCUUCGAUGAACGUUUCUCUUCAUUUGAGAAAUAACACCAUUUGA